AUGGAAAUACCUGUUAUUGCCGUUUUAUUUCAAGGAGGCACAGAUUGUGCCCGACUGGUCCUCGAUCACCUGAAGCGCCAUCUACCUCUAGUAGUCAUGAAAGGAAGCGGAGGGCUUGCAGACAUUUUAGGAUUUGUUUAUACAGAAGUGUCGCAAAGACCUCAGGGAAUAGCAGAUGCCGAAUUCUGUGAAAAUUAUUUAAAGCCGGAAUUGUCUCGAAAAAUAUCGGAAAAAUUUCCCAAGCUUAGAGAUAACAGUUUGUCAAGAAAUAUUUUUAGAGACAGGAUAAUGGACUGUGUUCGCCACGCCAAGCAAAACGAACAAAUUUAUCUGACUGUUCUAAAUAUAUAUGAACACAGCUGUAAUCUAGAAAACUUGGGAAACCAUCUGUUAAGAGCUUUAUUCAAAUCGCAGGUCAUCGACAACACCAACUGGCACGCUCAGAUGCACAAAGACUUGUAUCUCACUCUGGAUUGGAACAGUCCUCACGUUGCGAUGUCUGAAGUAUUUUUGAAAGAUCCCUCCAACAAGUUCAAGAUAGAGAAGGAUGUUUUCGAAGAGGCAUUGUUGAGACCCCAGAGGGAGAGUUUCGUCGACCUCUUUUUGACUCAAGGAUUCCAAGUCCACAAAUACUUGACACCAAGGAGGCUCAUCUUGCUCUUCAGAAAAGUGAGAUAUCAAGAAUUCUUCCAGACAGUCUGCUGGGAAGGAGCUCUUGGAUACGGGCCGCUCUCGAAUCCGAAUAAGAACUUCAUAGAAUACGAUCUCAACUGGCUGAUCAAGAAAACGACAUCCAUAGAGAACUUCAUCAGCUCUCAAGAGUUAUCGCUGAACGCCAUGGGUAUGUACACAAGCGACCCCACAACAGCCGAACGUAAAGCCAAGGUGCUACUCACAUUUUGGGCUACAUUCACGAACCGAAUCAUUUUGGCAAAAACUCUCUGGAAGCACGCAGAUCAGCCCAUACACUUGGCUCUUGUAUUAUCGAUGAUGAUAGAGAGAUUGUCUUUUUACGUGAACGAAACAUCUCUAAAAGCUGAAGUGGAAGAAUCCAGCAGAGAGUUCGCUGACAUUGCGACUUCGAUGCUGGACGCUUGCUAUGAAGACGAUCCGGAUCGAGCUUUUGAUGUCCUGAACGAAGAAAGUCCAGAAUGGGCCUACAGUACUGCAGUAGACAUCGCAGCCCAAGCACAAAACAAACGCUUCCUUUCCCAUAUUUGCUGCCAGAAGUGGCUGACUAACGAAUUCUUCGGGAAAAUCAAGAUCCGCGACCUCUCUUGGGGAAUUUUCACAGUACCCACCAGCAUCAAGGUUAUUUUGUGUGCUUUCCUCGUAUUUCCGAUGUACGGUUGGACUAUAUUCCAGACUAAAGAAACUCUUUCCAUGCAAGAAGAUAAAGAUAUUGGAGAAUUUGACUCUGAUGAUGAAGGAGACGAGAAAAUUCUCAUUAAAGGAUCUGUUCCUAGUACGCCAAUGGAACUAGAACAAAACUUGAAACUGAACAAAGAAAAACUUCAAUUGUGGAAUACUUCAUCUUUUCGUCGUUAUGUCAUUCAUCACCCUCCUUUAUGGAAGAUGAUUUAUUUGAUGUGGAGUGCCCCUAUCACUAAGUUCUGGAUUUUUCAG
Stegodyphus dumicola is the source of this 1626-nucleotide messenger RNA. Its product is annotated as transient receptor potential cation channel subfamily M member 3-like. Lineage: Eukaryota; Metazoa; Arthropoda; Arachnida; Araneae; Eresidae. The record is from RefSeq and is a predicted model, not a curated record.